This is a messenger RNA of Nyctereutes procyonoides (raccoon dog), 1683 nucleotides long. RefSeq names its product family with sequence similarity 181 member B (gene FAM181B). Bases 91 to 1425 code for a protein of 444 amino acids. The transcript has a single exon. Lineage: Eukaryota; Metazoa; Chordata; Mammalia; Carnivora; Canidae. The record is from RefSeq and is a predicted model, not a curated record.
AGGAGGCUGCGCCGCGCGCGCCGCGCCGGGGCGGGAGCCGGGCCUGGGUCGCGGGCCGGAGCCGGCCGGGGGCGCCCGGGAGCCGCGGCGAUGGCGGUGCAGGCGGCGCUCCUCAGCACGCACCCCUUCGUCCCCUUCGGCUUCGGCGGCUCCCCGGACGCGCUGGGGGGCGCCUUCGGAGCCCUGGACAAGGGCUGCUGUUUCGAGGAGGAUGAGCCCGGGCCCCCGGCGGGCGCGCUGCUGGCGGGCGCCGAGGGCGGGGACGUGCGCGAGGCCACCCGCGACCUGCUCAGCUUCAUCGACUCGGCGUCCAGCAACAUCAAGCUGGCGCUGGACAAGCCCGGCAAGUCCAAGCGGAAGGUGAACCACCGCAAGUACCUGCAGAAGCAGAUCAAGCGCUGCAGCGGCCUCAUGGGCGCCGCGCCCCCCGGGCCGCCGUCCCCGGGCGCAGCCGACGCGCCGGCCAAGCGGCCGCUCGGCGCCGCGGGCGCGCAGACCGUCGCGGGGCCGCCCCCCGGCAAGGCCGCCCCCCGGCGGGAGGCGUCGCAGGCCGCGGCCGCCGCCGCCAGCCUGCAGAGCCGGAGCCUGGCCGCGCUCUUCGACUCGCUGCGCCACGUCCCUGCGGGCGACGAGCGGCCCGGGGCCUCGGGGGCGGCGCCCGCGGCGGCGCUGGGCGCGGCGGGCGCCGGCGGCUCGGGAGGGGACGCGGCCGGCCCCGCGGGCGGGACGGCGGGCCCCGGCGCCAGGAAGGUCCCGCUGCGGGCCCGCAACCUGCCGCCGUCCUUCUUCACGGAGCCGUCCCGGGCGGGCGGCGGCCGCGGCCCGUCGGGGCCCGGCGUGAGCUUGGGCGACCUGGAGAAGGGCGCGGACGCCGUGGAGCUCCUGGAGCUGCUGGCGCCCGACUACGGCGCCGGGGCCGGGCCCGGGGUCGGGGCCGGGGCCGGGGCCGGGGCCGAGGCGGGCGUGCUGCUCGCCGCCGAGCCGCUCGAGGUGUUCCCCGCGGGCGCCGCCGUGCUGCGGGGCCCCCCGGAGCUGGAGCCCGGGCUGUUCGAGCCGCCCGCCGCGGCGGUGGGGGGCCUCCUGUACCCCGAGCCCUGGAGCGCCCCCGGCGGCCCGCCCGCCAAGAGGCCGCCCCUGGCCGCCCCCCGCGGCGGCGUGCCCUCGAACGAGCCCUUGCGCCCCCCGUACCCCGCCGCCGCGGACUGCCCGGGCGGGGAGGGCGCGCCCGGCCUGCUGGCGUCCUUCGCCCCCUUCUUCUCGGACUGCGCGCUCCCCCCGCCGCCGCCGCCGCCGCCGCCGCCGCCGCCGCCUCAGGUGUCCUACGAGUACGGCGCGGGCUACGGCCGCUCGGCUUACUCGGGCCUCUGGAGACCGGACGCGGCGUGGGAAGGGGCGCCCGGGGAGGAGGGGGCGCCGCGGGACUGAGGGGGUGGCGCGCUCCCGGCCCCGCGCCUCUCCCCGGCGUCUGCACGGCGGUAGCGCGCCCGCCGAGAGGAAGCGGGAUCUAAAGAUGUUCACUUCAUGAGAGAAACUUGAGCGGAAGAGACGAAGAGGGGCCGGGGCUGUUCUCAUCACAGCCUCAAGCGUCUGAAGCAAAGCAAAAAAGCCGUCGGUAGGUUCUCACCGGACCGGACAACCAGGAAACCAAGCCGGGCGUCGGGCGUCGGGCGUCGGGCGUCGGGC